GCAAGGCAGCAGCAGCAGCGCUACCCACUGAGCCGCCACGCCACCUGCUAGCAACUGAGGAGUUGUGCUUGAGCGUGUUUGGGGGGGGGAACAAAAUAGUGCGGGUGUUAGAAUUCGGAAUUAUCAACGGAAAGCACUGAAGGAUCUGGUCAGGGCUGGCAACUUCUGUGGAGAGAGAAACAGCUAAUGUUCCGGUUGCUGAAUCGUUUCCCACUUUCGCAGCAAUCUCCGCGGCCCAGAUCAACUCCUUUGGUUUUAACGUGUUUGGGUAGAAUCCUGGAUUUUUUACCAAAACGCACGCUUCGCUUCCUCAUAGGUAACCCCGAACUUCACUUGGCGAGCCCCUCUUCUCUGUAGCUAUCAUCCGAAUUGAGUCAUUGACAUUGGAAGCAGAGCAAACCAGAUGAUUACGUAUGUAAUUUGGUGAAACACCACGAAAAUUUGACCCGCAGCGAGUUCAGACACGACCAAAGUUCUUGGAAUCUCGAAUUCAACUGACAAUGUUCCCUGGGGCUUUAACCACACCCGGCUGAGUUUUGUAAUCCGACCACAGCCAGUCUUCCUCUAAACCUAUUUAGCUUUCACACUGUUAACCUCGUGUGAAGGUCUAGAGCAAAUAAAUAUUUCUCCCCGAAUCCCUGCAAAAGCUGAAGGAAUCCAAAAUCCCAUCGGUUUGAGUUACAGGGUGAACAUGGCUUCCAGACAGCAGAUUAAGAGUUGGGCCGAAGAGGCCAUUUGUCCCAUUUGUCUGGAUUUCUUCACCGAUCCGGUUAUCCUGGAGUGUGGACACAACUUCUGCCGCUCCUGUAUCACCCAGAGUUGGGAAAAGAAGGAGAUAAACUGCCCGGAAUGUAGAGAGGAGUUUCCGGAAACAAAUCUCAGGGUAAAUCGGGCCUUAGCGAAUCUGGCCGAGAAAGCUCGCAAAUUAAAGCUGGAUCCUCAAGAGAAUGAGAGUAAAUCUCACUGUGAGGUACAUCAGGAAGAACUGAAGCUGUUUUGUGAAACUGACAAGAAAUUGAUCUGUGUGGAUUGUGUCACUGCUCCGGAACACAGAGAGCACCGCUUCAUACAGAUUAAAGAAGCUAUUAAAUACUACAGGGAUCAGUUGAAAUGCUCCUUAAAUUCUCUCACAGAAAAGAAAUCGACAGCUGUACAAAUGGAACUGACCCAGAAACGGAAGAUUUCCGAAGUGAGGGAACAGGCGAGCAGUCUGCAGACCCACAUCACAUCCGAGUUCACUAAAAUGCACCAGAUUCUCACCGAGAAAGAGCAGCGUUUACUCAGAGAUCUCAGGGAAGAAGAGGAGAGGAUUAUGGAAUCAAUGCAGAAAAACCUUCGAGAGAUUCAGGACAAUUUAAAUUCUAUUGAGGAGAAUCUCUCAAUUGUACAGAAACAAAUGGAGCAAAAAGACGAGCUGAUAUUUCUGAAGAAUGAAACUCGUCUGAAGAAAAGGAUCAACGACGAGUGUCACCUCCCUUCAACAGCAGAAUCCGCUCUGUCUAUUGGAAACUUCAAAGGUCCCUUACAGUACAUAACGUGGAAAGAAUUGAUGCGCGGCAUUAACCCGGCUCCAGCCUCUCUGACUCUGGAUCCGAACACAGCGAAUCCCUGGCUCAUCCUGUCUGAGGACCGGACCAGUGUGAGACUCGGAGACAAACGGCAGCCGCUCCCUGACUCCCCGGAGAGAUUUGAUCCCUUACCCUUUGUUCUUGGAUCACAAGGAUUUACAUCCGGGAGACAUUACUGGGAGGUGGAGGUGGGAGGAAAGACGGAAUGGGGUCUGGGAGUGGCCCGAGAAUCUUUGGACAGGAAAAGAGUCAAUAUCUUGAACCCCGAGUCCGGAAACUGGACUGUGGGACUGAUUCCAGGGAGUGGUUACUUUGCCGCCACCUCCCCCUCACCGACACCAUUCACCCAUAGUGUGAAUCCCCGGAAGAUCGGGGUUUUCCUGGACUAUGAGGGAGGACAGGUGUCAUUUUACAAUGCGGACACCAUGUCCCAUCUCCACACUUUCACCCACACUUUCACCGAGAGGCUCUUUCCCAUCUUCAGUCCAGGACUGAAUAUUGAUGGGAAUAACUCCGCCCCGCUGACGAUCUGCAGUAGGAAAAACCACUAAUAAAUCCAUCCCAUAAUUUCACCCCGUCCCCCAGCGUCCUGCCAGCUGUAAACGGAUGAGGGUCGGUCUCAGUGACGGGUGGGGAGAGAAGCCAGGUUAACAUUACGGGGAUAAACCCCCUAUCGGAACAGGGAACUGAAAGAAUUGCAAAGAGCUGUGUAGGGUUAAGGAAAAGAAGGAGGGGGAGAGAAGAAACAAAUAGAAGCUCAAUUGUAGAGAGGGACUGACUGGGUAGAAUGAGCUGUGAGCUGCAGGAACCCGGGGACCUUCCUGCCUGUAAUGUUGCUCCACAGGCGGGAGGUGGCGCUACAUGACGGUAUUCGAGAUGAGGCAAUGAAUCAGUCAGUAGUUCACAGAAUGGGCUCAGGGGAGUCUUUCCAAGGGGACACUGAAUCAUUUCACCGCCGGUGCACUUGGCGUCUAUCCAGGGAGACACCAGGUCAGAUCACUAUAGAAUAAGUGUGUGGGGAGUGGAAGUGACGGGAAAAAAAGUAGCUGGCAUCAAAGUUUAUAUUAUCAGCAGUUAGUGUCAAUCCUGCAUGAUGUGGACGGACCGGUGUUGGAUUGGGGUGGACAAAGUUCCAAAUCACACAACACCAGGUGAUAGUCCAGCAGGUUUAUUUUGAAGUACAAGCUUUAGGAGCGCUGCUCCUUCGUCAGGUAGCUAGUGGGCAGGAUCACAGGGCACGGAAUUUAUAGGAGGAAGUGAGGACUGCAGAUGCUGGAGAUCAAAGCUGAAAAUGUGUUGCUGGAAAAGCACAGCAGGUCAGGCAGCAUCCAAGGAACAGGAGAAUCGACGUUUCGGGCAUGAGCCCUUCUUCAGGAAUGAGGAGAGUGUGCCAAGCAGGCUUAAGAUAAAAGGUAGGGAGGAGGGACUUGGGGGAGGGUCGUUGAAAAUGUGAUAGGUGGAAGGAGGUCAAAGUGAGGGUGAUAGGCCGGAGUGGGGGUAGGGCGGAGAGGUCAGGAAGAAGAUUGCAGGUUAAGAAGACAGUGCUGAGU
This is a messenger RNA of Hemiscyllium ocellatum (epaulette shark), 3118 nucleotides long. RefSeq names its product zinc-binding protein A33-like. Gene Ontology annotation, biological process: protein ubiquitination. NCBI's taxonomy places the organism in Eukaryota, Metazoa, Chordata, Chondrichthyes, Orectolobiformes, Hemiscylliidae. The record is from RefSeq and is a predicted model, not a curated record. The coding region runs from base 692 to 2119 and encodes 475 amino acids. The transcript has 6 exons. Gene Ontology annotation, molecular function: protein binding; ubiquitin-protein transferase activity; zinc ion binding.